AUUAUUGUUGAAUCGGUUCGAAUUCCUCUCAAUAAUGCAGCAACGUCCUUCAUUGUCGGGCGAUCAUCGGCGCGAUGAUAGGCGCACAGAAGAGCGAUUUCGAGGACUUGAUACAUUUCUUGAACUUCCGCGUCGAGAUGGAUCGUAAGCUUUGGGUCCAGAAGCUCGAUUGGAUCUUUCUGGCUGUAUAGAUGAUGCUGAACCCAUUGGAUUAUGUGUUGGCCUUCUGGAAAUGAAGGAUCGGCAGGCUUUUUUCCGACCCUUAAACAUGUAGGUAUUUCAUCUCAACAUCUCUGGAGAGAUCUGUUUUUGAAGAAAUUGUAGCAAUUCCAAAACCAGUGGUAAUGGACAGUACAACCAAUGCAAGCGUAAAACAAGAAUUCAAGUCAGAAAGGUAAAGAACUAAGCACCCAAGGACUACGGAAAAGUAUUUUCCAGGAAGAGAGAUUACAGUAUUGAAACAAAAGGCUUCAAGGCAAAAAUAAACUAAUAUGAAAUGUGGAAGGAAUAUGCAGUUCAGACUCCUUCUCGUGCGAAGCCAUCAACUAAGGGAUGAAUAGGAUCAAACAAUUAUUUGAUGGAAUCGAUGGAAGUGGGUGCAAAUGCUUUACAAGACAAGUAGAAAAGUUGCUGAAUUGUCAAUACAAUGUUCAAUUUUUGUGCUUGUGUGAAUUUCAAGCAAGAAACCAGCGACGAGGAACGGCGGAGGGAUGCGUCGAUCAGGAAAAAAAAAUUCAAGAAGAGUUUAAAGGAGGCAUAUAAUGUUCCUUUGACUUUGGUUUCUCCACGUGAAUCUCUAAAUUACAGAGAGGAUCGAAUUAUCAAUCUAGAUGUAGGAGACCCAAUAAUGUACGAAAAGUUUUGGAAGAAAAUGGGGAAGAAAGCGACGAUAGUGAUACCAGGGUGGCGAUACAUGAGUUACCUCUCCGGCGGCCAGAGUCUUUGCUGGUUUCUUGAGCCUGAUUUAUGCCAGCAAAUUCUCCGAUUACAUCGUGUCGUCGGCAAUGCCAUAACCGAAGGCCGUUACAUCGUCGUCGGGACCGGCUCCUCCCAGCUUAUACUGGCUGCACUUUAUGCCCUCUCUUCGCCCAAUUCUUCUCAACCCACCAAUGUCGUCUCCGCCAUCCCAUACUAUUCUUCAUAUCCAUCCAUGAGUGACGACUUAAAAACAAGUGUUUUCAAAUGGGGUGGAGAUGCCACUACUUAUGAGAAAGAUGAACCUUAUAUAGAAAUCGUCACUUCUCCCAACAACCCUGAUGGUUCCCUACGUGAACCAGUGGUGAACCGGACAGGAGGCAAAGUGUUGCAUGACCUUGCUUACUAUUGGCCUCAUUAUACUCCAAUCACUGCUCCAGCUGACCAUGAUCUCUCUCUGUUUACUUCCUCCAAGUGCACCGGCCAUGCCGGCUCUCGAAUCGGGUGGGCUCUUGUAAAAGAUCCAGAAGUAGCGAUGAAAAUGGUGAAGUUCAUCGAGAUGAACACGAUCGGAGUGUCUAAAGAUUCUCAACUUCGCACGGCAAGGAUAUUGAGCGUAGUAUCAUCUAGUUGUGAACAAGCUGGGAGUUCAGAAUAUCCUGAAUCCUUUUAUGGAUUCGGCCAUCGCCUCAUGACAGAGAGGUGGAGCCGUCUCAAACAGGCCGUUAAACACAGCGGAAUGUUCACUCUCCCAGACUUCCCCACCGCUCACUGCACCUUCCACGGCCAACAAACCCAACCUCGACCAGCUUUUGCAUGGCUAAAAUGUGAAGACGAAGAAGAAGACUCCGCAGCUUUACUCCAACGCCAUAGAAUAAUCGGUCGAAGUGGAGUAAGUUUCGGUAGCGAGGCGAACUUCGUACGUGUCAGCAUGAUGGAUCGAGACGACAACUUCGACUCCUUCGUCCAACGAAUAUCGAAAAUUACAAGGCUUUCUGAAGACUGAAAAAACUACAUGUCGAUCCAACUUCAUACCAAUGUGACAAUAAUCCAACCACCAGUCGCAGCUGCAGUGAGCAAACCAAAUAUUACAUAGGAGUUGAAGCCCUAUAGAUAUUAUAAUUUCAUUCUUUCAAUUUAAUUUUGAUAUUAAUAUAUGUAUUCAUUUAGAUUUAUAUUUGUAUUUGGUUAACUAGGUUAAAAGAAUAUCUAACCUAUUUGUUACUCAUUCA
Cucurbita moschata (crookneck pumpkin) is the source of this 2147-nucleotide messenger RNA. RefSeq names its product tryptophan aminotransferase-related protein 2-like. Gene Ontology annotation, molecular function: transaminase activity; carbon-sulfur lyase activity. The transcript has 11 exons. NCBI's taxonomy places the organism in Eukaryota, Viridiplantae, Streptophyta, Magnoliopsida, Cucurbitales, Cucurbitaceae. Gene Ontology annotation, biological process: amino acid metabolic process. Bases 647 to 1921 code for a protein of 424 amino acids. The record is from RefSeq and is a predicted model, not a curated record.